AUGGGUGCAUCAAUAUCUUCUCAGCAGCAGCAGCUGAGGCUGUGGAUGCCCCAGAAAGCCCAGCAGGUGAAGCAGCCCUGUCAGCCCCCUGUCAGAUGUCAAGAAAUAUGUGUACCACAAACCAAGGAUCCAUGUGCUCCAUGGCCCAAGAAACAAUGCCCACCCAAGGGAGCAGUGAUCACCACCCAGCCCAAGUGUCCCAUGGCCCAGUAAGCCCGCAAGAAUAAACAGAAGUAA
Ailuropoda melanoleuca (giant panda) is the source of this 237-nucleotide messenger RNA. RefSeq names its product small proline rich protein 4 (gene SPRR4). Lineage: Eukaryota; Metazoa; Chordata; Mammalia; Carnivora; Ursidae. The record is from RefSeq and is a predicted model, not a curated record.